This is a messenger RNA of Galeopterus variegatus (Sunda flying lemur), 2044 nucleotides long. Its product is annotated as zinc finger protein basonuclin-2-like. The record is from RefSeq and is a predicted model, not a curated record. NCBI's taxonomy places the organism in Eukaryota, Metazoa, Chordata, Mammalia, Dermoptera, Cynocephalidae. Gene Ontology annotation, biological process: regulation of DNA-templated transcription. The transcript is spliced from 2 exons. Gene Ontology annotation, cellular component: nucleus. Bases 38 to 2044 code for a protein of 668 amino acids.
GGAUGCUGCCGGCAAGGUGCUGGACCGCUGGGCCAUCAUGUCUCGAGAAGAAGAAAUCAUCACCCUUCAGCAGUUUCUGCGGUUUGGAGAAACCAAAUCCAUUGUGGAGCUGAUGGCAAUUCAGGAGAAAGAAGGGCAGGCUGUGGCCGUGCCAUCUUCAAAGACAGACUCAGAUAUAAGGACUUUCAUUGAGAGCAAUAAUCGUACCAGGAGUCCCAGCCUCCUUGCUCACUUAGAGAACAGCAAUCCUUCCAGCAUUCACCACUUCGAAAACAUCCCAAACAGCCUUGCGUUUCUGCUUCCAUUCCAGUACAUAAACCCUGUCUCAGCCCCGCUGCUUGGGUUGCCUCCAAACGGGCUACUGUUAGAGCAACCAGGACUGAGGCUGCGGGAACCAAGCCUUUCAACCCAGAAUGAAUAUAAUGAAAGCAGCGAAUCUGAAGUAUCUCCCACACCUUAUAAGAAUGAUCAGACACCCAAUAGAAAUGCCCUGACCAGCAUUACUAAUGUGGAGCCCAAAACCGAGCCAGCCUGUGUCUCCCCCAUUCAAAAUUCUGCCCCAGUUAGUGAUCUAACCAAAACUGAACACCCAAAAAGCUCAUUCCGGAUUCACCGGAUGAGAAGGAUGGGGUCAGCCUCUAGGAAAGGAAGAGUGUUCUGUAAUGCAUGUGGGAAGACAUUCUAUGACAAAGGUACUCUCAAAAUUCAUUAUAAUGCUGUUCAUCUGAAGAUCAAACAUCGAUGCACCAUUGAAGGUUGCAACAUGGUCUUUAGCUCCCUCCGAAGCCGUAAUCGCCACAGUGCAAACCCCAACCCUCGCCUUCACAUGCCUAUGCUAAGGAAUAACCGAGACAAAGAUUUAAUUCGGGCCACAUCAGGAGCUGCCACCCCUGUUAUAGCAAGUACAAAGUCAAAUCUUGCACUCACAAGCCCUGGCCGGCCCCCAAUGGGUUUUACCACUCCCCCACUAGACCCUGUCUUACAGAAUCCUCUCCCUAGUCAGCUGGUGUUUUCUGGGCUCAAGACUGUACAACCAGUUCCUCCAUUUUAUAGAAGUUUACUCACUCCAGGGGAAAUGGUGAGUCCUCCAACCUCACUCCCAACCAGUCCCAUCAUUCCAACCAGUGGUACCAUAGAGCAGCACCCCCCACCACCCUCUGAGCCAGUAGUGCCAGCAGUGAUGAUGGCUACCCAUGAGCCCAUUGUUGACCUGGCACCCAAGAAAAAGCCCAGGAAGUCAAGCAUGCCUGUGAAGAUUGAGAAGGAAAUUAUUGAUACUGCUGAUGAGUUUGAUGAUGAAGAGGAUGACCCCAAUGAUGGUGGAGCUAUGGUCAAUGACAUGAGCCAUGACAAUCAUUGCCACUCCCAAGAGGAGAUGAGCCCAGGCAUGUCUGUGAAGGACUUUUCAAAGCAUAACAGGACCCGGUGCAUUUCAAGGACUGAAAUAAGAAGGGCCGACAGCAUGACUUCUGAGGACCAAGAGCCUGAGCGGGACUAUGAGAAUGAGUCUGAGUCUUCAGAGCCCAAAUUGGGUGAGGAAUCCAUGGAAGGGGAUGAGCACAUUCACAGUGAAAUGAGUGAAAAGGUCCUGAUGAACAGUGACAGGCCUGAUGAGAACCACAGUGAGCCCUCUCACCAGGACAUCAUCAAGGUGAAGGAAGAAUUUACAGAUCCCACUUAUGACAUGUUUUACAUGAGCCAAUAUGGACUGUACAACGGAGGCGGGGCCAGCAUGGCUGCCCUGCAUGAAAGUUUUACAUCAUCUCUGAAUUAUGGCAGCCCUCAGAAGUUCUCCCCAGAAGGUGACCUGUGUUCUAGCCCAGACCCCAAAAUCUGUUAUGUGUGCAAGAAAAGUUUCAAAAGCUCCUACAGUGUGAAGCUUCACUACAGGAACGUUCACUUGAAAGAGAUGCACGUCUGCACGGUGGCUGGCUGCAAUGCUGCCUUCCCCUCACGCCGAAGCAGAGACAGAUACUGGGAGAAGAGCAAUGAGCAAAACGGUCUCCUUGUAUCACGGGGAGAGACUCUGUCAAGCCUAAAGUGA